This is a messenger RNA of Pantherophis guttatus, 3167 nucleotides long. Its product is annotated as sodium-dependent proline transporter-like. NCBI's taxonomy places the organism in Eukaryota, Metazoa, Chordata, Lepidosauria, Squamata, Colubridae. The record is from RefSeq and is a predicted model, not a curated record. Gene Ontology annotation, molecular function: amino acid:sodium symporter activity. Gene Ontology annotation, cellular component: plasma membrane. Gene Ontology annotation, biological process: amino acid import across plasma membrane; sodium ion transmembrane transport; nitrogen compound transport.
CCUGGCUGGCUGGAGUGCCGGAACUGGAGCGAGUCGGCGGUGCCUGAUGGAGCCUCCGGUGGCUCCUGCCGCCGCCAGCCCGGGCAGAGUCGUCCAGCUGAAUGGGGCUGGCCUGGAGGGGUUCUGCCUGCCGGCCACCAUCCUGCCCCAGGUGCAGCCGUCUUUCCUGGUGGCAGAUGCCACACCGGCCCCUGAGCCCACCCAACCGCGGGAGACGUGGGGAGGGAAGUACGAAUUCCUGCUCUCCUGCCUGGGAUACUGCGUGGGGCUGGGGAACGUGUGGAGGUUCCCGUAUCUCUGCUAUCGCAACGGAGGCGGGGUCUUUCUGAUUCCCUACACCAUCAUGCUGGUCUUCACGGGCCUGCCUCUCUUCCUGAUGGAGCUCAGCCUUGGCCAAUAUGGGGCCACCGGACCCAUCAGCGUCUGGAAGUGCUGCCCCCUCUUGAAAGGGAUCGGGGUCGGGAUGUUGGUGGUCUCCUCGCUGGUCUCCCUCUACUACAACGUCAUCAUCGCCUGGACCCUCUACUACUUGAGCAUGUCCUUCCAGAGCCCCCUGCCCUGGUCCUGCGACGCCCCCCACAACCGCCCCCUCUGCCAGGCUCAGAACGGGACUUUGGUGAGCAGCCGCCCGUCCAGCGCCAGCGAGGCCUUCUGGAACCAGCGGGUGCUGGGCGUGGUGCACAGCUCCGGCCUGGGCGACCCCGGCCCCGUGAGGGGGUCCCUGGCGCUGUGCCUGCUGCUGGCCUGGGCCCUCAUCUUCCUCUGCACCCUGAAGGGCAUCCGCAGCUCGGGCAAGAUUGUGUACUUCACGGCCACCUUCCCCUACGUGGUCCUCGUGGUGUUGAUCAUCCGGGGAGCCACGCUGGAGGGCUCCAUCGAGGGCGUCCGCUUCUACCUCUCCGCAGACUGGAGCCGCCUGCAGAGCGCCCAGGUCUGGAACGACGCAGCCUCGCAGAUCUUCUACUCGCUGGGCAUCGGCUUCGGGGGGCUGCUCUCCAUGGCUUCCUACAACAAGUUUGACAACAACGUGAUCAGGGACACGCUGGUGAUUGGCAUUGGGAAUUGCUGCACCAGCUUCUUCGCGGGCUUUGCCAUUUUCUCCGUCCUUGGGCACAUGGCCUGGCGGAAGAAGGUCUCUGUCGGAAGGGUGGCAGAUUCAGGACCCGGACUGGCUUUCGUGGCCUACCCCGAAGCCCUGGCUCUGCUGCCCGGCUCCUUCUUCUGGUCCAUCCUGUUCUUCCUGAUGCUCCUCACCCUGGGGGUGGACACGCUGUUUGGAAACAUGGAGGGCAUCACCACGGCAGUGAUGGACGAGUUCCCGUCCCUGCGCAGUUGGAGGCGCAAAGUCCUGUUCCUGGGAGGGCUCUGCUUGGCCUUCUACCUGCUGGGCCUCCUGCUGAUCACAGAGGGCGGCAUAUACUGGUUUACCCUCAUCGACGCCUACAGCACCAGCUUCGGCCUCAUCAUCGUGGCUCUCUUCAUGUGCCUUGGGGUUGCCUUCUUCUACGGGGUGAACCAGUUUUGCCAACACAUCGUCGACAUGAUCCGGCAGUACCCACCCUGGUGCAGCCAGCUGGUGCCGUACUUCAAGGCCUGCUGGGUGAUCUUCACGCCAGGGAUGUUGCUGUUCAUUCUCUUCUACAUCUUCCUGGACCUGUCGGGCACCACACUGCACUACGGAGCGUACCGGUUCCCACGGUGGGGCCAGGCGCUGGGCAUCUGCAUGGGGGUGCUGAGCUGCAUUCAGAUUCCGCUUUGGGCUGGCAUCGCUCUCUGCGAGGAGUCCGGGACGCUGGUUGCUCGCUUCAGGAAAGCCGUCCGUCCUCGGAGUUCCUGGCGUUCUGCCAGCAGCCGUGAGCUGCCCCACCAGGUCAUCGACGUUCCCUACACCGUCAACUUGACGGACAGCGACUUCGUAGGAGGUUGGCAGCUGCCAGAUCGCAGCGAGGCCUGAUGCUGCGGCCAACGCAGGAGGAGGCAUCUAUGCCGGUCCACUUAAGGCUUGGACCCGACCAGCCAUUUUGCUGUCCCUUGGAGGGGGUUGCGGUAAAAGCAACGGUGCAGGAGAGACGCUGCUGCCACUGCUGACUGACAGGGCCAGCCUGGAGGCUGCUGGUGCCCCCAGGCCCUCUCCCCACGAGAAGCCCAGGGGCCGGGCCACAGCCAUCGCUGCUCCACUCCCCGAUCGGGCCGCGACUCUUGGCUCCAGCGUCUUUUCAGGGCAGCUCUGCCCCGUCUCCGAAAUCGAAGAGGCCACCCUCCACUGCUGCUUUGCUGCCCUGUGGCACUCCCCCUCACGCACCCGGAGCAUGGGAAGUCCUCAACUUAAGACCACAAUUGAGCCCAAAGAGUUUAUUGCUAAGCAAGACAGAUGUUAAGUGAGUUUUGCCCAAUUUACCACCUUUCCUGCUCAAUUGUUAAGUGAAUCACUGCAGUUUUUAACUUAGUAACACGGACGUUAAGUGAAUCUGGCUUCCCCAUCGACUUUGCUUGUCAGAAGGUUGCAAAAGGGGAUCACAUGACCCCAGGAUAGUGACCGUCAUAAAUACACGCAUUGUCCAAAUUUUGAUCACGUGACCCUGGGGGAGGCUGCAACUGUCCUAAGUGUGAGAAACGGUCAUGUCACUUUUUUCAGUGCUGUUGUAACUUUGCUCAUUUACUGCAUGGCUGUAAGUCGAGGACUUCCUGUACGCCUUCUCCGCUUUCCCUACCUUUGGCUCGCUCAGGACCUCCCCUCGGAUUCAGCUCACCUGGUGCCUCCUUUCCACCUUGGCCGGAGGUGCCCUGGGCUGGCUCAGCCUCUCGUGCAGCGGCACAAGACAAAGCGGCAACAUCUGCCUGCAGCCCACAGCUGAGUUACAGAAGGACAGGAAUGUCCAGGGACAACGGGCAUUUUGGGCUGGCCCCCCUGGACGGACAUAACCCCACAAUUUUUCUAAAGGGUCUUCUUACGGUGCUCCCUGGGCCCACUCGGGCUGCAGUGAAGGCUCUACACAAUCUUGCCAAGUGUGCCCUCCCUCCUCCCCAGACGUGGGGGCAUUAUAGAGCACUGCCCUUUGCAAAGGGUGAAGGGGAGAACCAAACUCAUACAAAGUCCGAGCAUUUUUACGGGCCCUUCUGGAAACCAGACAAAUAAAGCUGUGGUGCCUGUGUGGAGAGGGCAGGGA